This is a messenger RNA of Triticum urartu, 2253 nucleotides long. NCBI's taxonomy places the organism in Eukaryota, Viridiplantae, Streptophyta, Magnoliopsida, Poales, Poaceae. The record is from RefSeq and is a predicted model, not a curated record.
AUGGCGUCGUCCGCCAUGCACGUAUCCAUUCUUUCCCUCCUCCUCCUAGCCACCACAGUGAGCAUCCCGCAUGCCUCUUCUCGAGCCGCCCCCUCCCAGGCGGACGGCGGCGCUACCGGCGGCAAGGCCGUGUACACCAAGGUGUGCGACGCGUCCCGGUUCAUGGCUGCCGGGCUGGACAUGUCCAAGUACCGGUACUGCAACGCGUCGCUUCCGUACGGCGACCGUGUGCGCGACCUCAUCGGCUGGAUGACGGUGGAGGAGAAGGUGUCCAACCUCGGCGACUGGGCUGACGGCGCGCCCCGUGUCGGCCUUCCCCCGUACAAGUGGUGGUCGGAGGCGCUACACGGGCUCUCCAGCACCGGCCCCACCACCAAGUUCGACGACCCCAAGAAACCGCGCCUCCACUCCGGCCGCGCCGCCGUCUUCAACGGCACUGUCUUCGCUAACGUCAUCAACAGCGCCGCCUCCUUCAACGAGUCCCUCUGGAAGUCCAUCGGCCAGGCGAUCUCGACGGAGGCCCGAGCGAUGUACAACCUGGGCAAGGGAGGGCUGACGUACUGGAGCCCCAACAUCAACGUGGUGCGCGACCCGAGGUGGGGCCGCGCGCUGGAGACGCCCGGCGAGGACCCCUACGUCGUCGGCCGCUACGCCGUCAACUUCGUGCGCGGCAUGCAGGACGUCCCGGGCCACGAGGUGGCCUCCGACCCCAUGUCCCGGCCGCUCAAGACCUCCGCGUGCUGCAAGCAUUACGCCGCCUACGACGUGGACGACUGGUACGACCACACGCGCUUCAAGUUCGACGCCCGCGUCGAGGAGCGCGACAUGGUGGAGACCUUCCAGCGCCCGUUCGAGAUGUGCGUCCGCCAUGGCGACGUCAGCAGCGUCAUGUGCUCCUACAACCGCGUCAACGGCAUCCCGGCCUGCGCCGACGCGCGCCUCCUCUCCGGCACCAUCCGCCGCGACUGGGGCCUCCACGGCUACAUCGUCUCCGACUGCGACGCCGUGCGCGUCAUGACCGAUAACGCCACAUGGCUGGGCUACACCGCGGUCGAGUCCACCGCCGCCGUGCUCAAGGCCGGGCUCGACCUCGACUGCGGCGAGAGCUGGAUCGUGCAGGACGGCAAGCCCGUCAUGGACUUCCUCACCACCUACGGCCUGGAGGCCGUCCAGAAGGGCAAGACGCGCGAGUCCGACGUCGACAACGCGCUCACCAACCUCUACAUGACGCUCAUGAGGCUCGGCUACUUCGACGGCAUGCCCAGGUACGAGUCCCUCAACGAGAAGGACAUCUGCAGCCACGACCACAGGAGCCUCGCCCUCGACGGGGCCAGACAGGGCAUGGUGCUCCUCAAGAACCACGGCGGCCUGCUGCCCCUUGACCCCAAGAAGUUCGGCGCCGUCGCCGUCCGCGGCCCACAUGCCGAGGCGCCUGAAAAGAUCAUGGACGGAGACUACACAGGGCCGCCUUGCCGGUACGUGACGCCGCGAGAAGGCAUAAGCAAGGACGUGAAGAUCUGGCAUCACGCAAACUUGACCAUCUACUUUGGUGGCAUAAACAUGCACAUCGAGAGGGAGGGCAACGACAGGGAGGAUCUCCUCCUGCCCAAGAACCAGACGGAGGAGAUCCUCCACAUCGCGGCGGGAUCGCCUAACCCGAUCGUCCUCGUCGUCCUCGUGAUCCUGUCCGGCGGCGGCAUCGACAUCUCCUUCGCGCAGGGCAACCCCAAGAUCGGCGCCAUCCUCUGGGCCGGUUACCCUGGUGGGGAAGGUGGCAUCGCCAUUGCUGAUGUCAUCUUCGGAAGAUACAGUCCAGGAGGACGGCUGCCACUGACAUGGUUCAAGAACAAGUACAUCCACCAGAUUCCUAUGACGUCCAUGGAGCUACGGCCGCGGCCGGACCACGGAUACCCGGGGCGGACAUACAAGUUUUACGACGGGCCGUAUGUGCUUUAUCGGUUCGCCCACGGCCUGAGCUACACCAAGUUCCGAUACGAGAGCAGCGCUGGCAACGGCACCGCAGUGGCCGGCGCGCCCAUCAAGCAGGUGGUGGCGUUCCAGAGGGUGUUUGUGAAGGCGGGCGGCGCAGCGACCGUUGGGUUCUCGCUCAAGGUGUGCGAGGCGUUUGGCAUCGUGGAGAAGACGGCGUACACCGUCGUGCCGUCAGGCGUCAGCACCGUCCUCCUUGAGAACGGUGACACGUCGUCGCCGUCGUCGGUGUCUUUCCCCGUCAAGAUCAGCUUCUCUACUUAG